AUGUCGCUCAAAAAUAAACUUCUGCUCCGCGACGUGCAAUACCGCGGCGCGUUCUACGACCGGUUUCCCAAGAUCUACAACGUGUACGUCAUCGGCAUCGUGUCGUGUAUCUCCGGUCUGAUGUUCGGGUUCGACAUCUCGUCCAUGUCGUCCAUGAUCGCUACAGACCACUACAAACACUACUUCGACACUCCAGACUCCAUCACGCAGGGUGGUAUCACGGCGUCCAUGGCCGGGGGGUCGUUCCUCGGGUCGCUUGUGUCGUCCAGCGUCACUGACGCGUUCGGACGGCGUGUGUCGUUGCACGUGUGCGCGACGCUCUGGAUCAUCGGCGCGAUUCUGCAGUGCGCGUCGCAGGACCGCGCCAUGCUGAUCGUGGGCCGUGUGAUCAGCGGGCUGGGCAUCGGGUUCGGGUCCUCGGCCGCGCCCGUGUACUGCUCCGAGGUGGCGCCUCCCAAGAUCCGUGGCUUCAUCUGCGGCCUGUUCCAGCUCAGCGUCACCGUCGGUAUCAUGGUUCUGUUUUUCAUCGGCUACGGCUGCCACUUCAUCGACGGCACCGCGUCCUUCCGCAUCACCUGGGGCAUCCAGAUGGUGCCCGGCUUCGUGCUGCUGUUCGCCACCUUCUUCUUGCCCGAGUCGCCCCGUUGGCUCGCCAACCACGACCGCUGGGAGGAGACCAGCGAGGUGGUGUCGCGCAUCGGCGCCCACGGCAACCUCGACGACCCAGAGGUCAAGCUCCAGCUCGAGGAAAUCCGCGAACAGGUCAUCAUCGACCAAGUCGCCCUCAACUUCGGCUACAAGGACUUGUUCCGCAAAAAAACCCUCCCCAAGACCAUCGUGGGUCUUUCCGCUCAGAUGUGGCAGCAGCUGUGCGGUAUGAACGUCAUGAUGUACUACAUCGUGUACAUUUUCGAGAUGGCCGGCUCCACUGGUAACACCGUGCUGCUUUCGGGCUCCAUCCAGUACGUGUUGAACGUCGUCAUGACCAUCCCCGCCUUGUUCCUCGUCGACAAGGCCGGCCGUCGUCCCGUGUUGAUCGCCGGUGGUAUCUUCAUGUUCAUCUGGUUGUUCGUCGUGGCCGGCCUGCUCGCCACCUACUCCGUGCCACAACCCAACGGCUUUGACGGUGACGACACCGUGCGUAUCUCCAUUCCAGACUCCGACAAGCCCGCCGCUCGUGGUGUCAUCGCCGCUUCCUACUUGUUUGUGUGCUCCUUCGCCCCCACAUGGGGUGUCGGUAUCUGGAUCUACUGCUCUGAGAUCUUCAACAACAUGGAGCGUGCCAAGGGUUCUGCGCUCUCCGCCGCUGUCAACUGGGCUUUCAACUUUGCCCUUGCCAUGUUCGUGCCAUCCGCAUUCCGUAACAUCAACUGGAAGACCUAUAUCAUUUUCGGUGUGUUUUCCGUGGCUUUGACCAUUCAAACCUUCUUCAUGUUCCCCGAGACUCGUGGUAAGACUUUGGAAGAAAUCGACCAGAUGUGGGCCGACAACAUUCCUGCCUGGCGCACUGGCUCUUACGUGCCAAUGUUGCCUGUUGUUGAAGACGACGAGGGCAACAAGCUAGGCCUGAUCGCCCGCUCGCAACAUCUCGAGACUGUAGAGGGCAACGAGAAACAGCUCAUGACCCACGACACCAACCGCGACUCGAGCACCGAGAACGCCUCUUCUCACUCGAGCUGA
Lachancea fermentati is the source of this 1680-nucleotide messenger RNA. NCBI's taxonomy places the organism in Eukaryota, Fungi, Ascomycota, Saccharomycetes, Saccharomycetales, Saccharomycetaceae. The record is from the annotation of a GenBank genome assembly.